Bombus impatiens (common eastern bumble bee) is the source of this 1545-nucleotide messenger RNA. RefSeq lists its product as uncharacterized. The transcript is spliced from 6 exons. The record is from RefSeq and is a predicted model, not a curated record. The coding region runs from base 442 to 1149 and encodes 235 amino acids. Lineage: Eukaryota; Metazoa; Arthropoda; Insecta; Hymenoptera; Apidae.
UUUAAAUGUAAUUAAUAUGAAUUUUAAGUGAAAUUACUACUUUAAAUAUUAUCUAACUUCAAAUUUUCUUAAUAUUGUUAAGCGUUAUAAAUCUAUUCCAAUUCAUUAUGUAUAAAAAUCAUUAAUUGAUACUUACCUUAAGAGCAUUUUGUACUUGGUUUAAUUGAUCAAGCGGAAGAGCCUGUAUUAAAAGAUCAAGAGAAAUGUAAUGAAUGUUAUAGAACGAAAUAUCAUACGUACAAGAACAGCAGCAAUGCCGAGAAUGGCGAAAAUUGCAAAUUAUAGAUGUAGAUAUUGGCUAGUAAUAUUUGUCCAGCUCAGUGGUAACAUUGUUAUUUCAAAUCUUAAAUGGCUACACUAGUAAACACUGUACGUUAAAACCGUUGUACCUUGAUCAGGAAAGGAAUAAUGUAAUUAUGACAUAAAAAUAAUACAAUAACGAUGGAAGAAUUUAAUAUUGAUAUUGUGCAUGUUCUUCAGAAUAGAGAUUUUAGUGUGUUGCAGAAGUUAGUAUCACAUUGUUAUGAUUUUCGAGCAAAAAUUGCUGCUAAAAUUGAAGAUACAACUGCAUAUGAAUCUGAAUGUAUAGAGAAAAUAGCACAAAGCGGUAACAAAAUAUUAGAGUUAGAGCAAGAAGUUGAAAGUUUAAAAUCUGAUAUAGAUACAACAAAAUUGCAACAAAAAAUUAUAGAUAAAAAGAUUACUAAUUCAAUUAAACAGCAAGAAAAAUUAGAAGAUGAAGUUAAUAAUGCCAAAGUAAAAAGAGACAGCUUGUCUGUUGAAAUUGUUGAUUUACGCGAAGAAUCAGAACAAAGAAAAGAACAGAAAUUAUUAACUUGGAAAAGUAUUAAACUUGCUUGUCACACAUAUAAACAGCAUUUGGGCUUUCAUAUAGAAUUAAUCAAUAACAAAGAACAAGAACAAAUUAAAGUUUCCUUUUUUAUAAAUAACACUAAUGCAAAGGAUAAAUACUUCGUACAAUUACUUAAUUGUAAUAAUCAGUGGAGAGUGGAACAGAUUCAACCUACUCUUAAAGCAGAACAUUUGAGUAACUUUGAAGGAAUUAUUGACUUUUCUAAACAAUCAGAAGUUUUGGAUGUAACUGCACUUCUUUGUAAGCUCAGAGAAACAUUUGUUAAGUAUUACUAAAAACAAAAUAAAAUUGAAACCUUAUAUAUAUAUAUAUACAUAGGUACGGAUAAAUUUAUAACAUUGAUGCUAUUUAUUAUAAGAUUAAAGCCUUUAUUAAUAAAAAUUAAUAACUGAAUUGUCUUAUUACAUAUGAAAAAUUUGCAACACUAUACAUAGCAAAACUUAACAUUGGUAUAAUUUUAUUAAAAUAUAUUCAUUAUUAGUAUAAGUAUCUGUGGUAUUGUUACAUACAUAUGUUGUGACACGUAUCUUAAUGUACUAUUUGCCUACAGCUCAGAUUGGAAACAGUAAACUGCUAAUCACAGUGUAGAUAAAUUAUUUAGAUACUAAAAUUAUAAAGAAGUUUCCACUUGAUUUCUAUUUAUAUAUGGCACUUAUAUAUAUGAUACAUUU